AUUUGUUCAUGAAGGCCAGCUCAGUCAACGCCUCUCACUGACUGACACCCUUUUGUUUUUUCCUUCUUCAGCAGCUGUGCUUGGCUGUCAGACAGCCCACUGAAUGACGGAGCUCCCAUCUCUGCGGAGGAACAACUGAUCCCCGUCAAAGGUUCCCCAACGCUGACCAGGAGUGCUCAUAUGUCAAGGCAGGGCUGCAAGGACACUAGCUCAGUUUCCAUUUAAAAAUGUCAUGUGAGACGCCAGGGCGACACAGCAUUCUUCUGUAAAUGUGAAGACGAGGAAUGGAAGAAAGCUACGAAACAUUUGAGGAGGAGUUGGGGCCAUCGAGAGCAGAGCCUCCUCCACAGAAGCCUGUUCGACAGAUCCGCAGACCAGAAAUGUAUGCCCCAAGAAAAAUCAGAGAGGACACAAUGCCGGUUUCACAGCAGCUGAGAUCGGAACCCAAGAUUUUAACCAAAGAGCCCAGUUUCUCCACAACAGCAUCCCUGCACAAAAGCGUAUCCAUCCAAAACCUUGCUCAGGUAGAAACGCCGUGGGAGAGCGUCACGCUCAACCGCUGCCUGUUUGUGGCCAUCACCAUUCUGGUGCUUACAUCAGGCUUCCACAGACUUAGUGAAACUCUUCGUGGUCAGAGACCAGUUGAUGAGGAAGAGGAUGGACUCAUGAGGAGACCGUUGAAAAUGUUACACAACAGAGGGCAGCCUCUACAGCCAGAGAAAUCUCUGUGGGAAGUCAUGCUUUGGUGGCUGCCUGACCUUGACGAUGAUGCAGAGGACAAUGGGAUCAGAAGAGGAAGAUCAAAGACAGGAGGCGUUACACAAACAGCAAGAACCCACAGAAACAGGCAAUUUGCUGGCAAAAAACUCCUAAAGCAAAGAGAUGGAAAACUAAAGGAAAGGAGAACCAGGAAAAGGAUGAACAAAGAAAUCAAAGACGAGGAAACGGAGAAAACGGCCGACAUGAAAAGAGAAACAACUGAGGAAAGGGAGGAAGAGACGGUUCCUAAGAAAAACAAGAGCUCCACAGUAAAGAAGGAAAAGAAACAAAUAAAAGAAUAAAACAAGAAUUAAGGCAGCAACAAGUUUCCUUACCCAUGCAUUAAGAAAUGGCGGGAAAGAUCAUAAUGUAAUUAAAGCCACCGUUAUCAAUUCAAA
Messenger RNA from Oryzias latipes (Japanese medaka), 1157 nucleotides. Lineage: Eukaryota; Metazoa; Chordata; Actinopteri; Beloniformes; Adrianichthyidae. The record is from RefSeq and is a predicted model, not a curated record.